Menidia menidia (Atlantic silverside) is the source of this 1402-nucleotide messenger RNA. The record is from the annotation of a GenBank genome assembly. Lineage: Eukaryota; Metazoa; Chordata; Actinopteri; Atheriniformes; Atherinopsidae.
GGUGAGGGUGGAGUACAAAGCCGGAAGUACAGGACGGAUGACUGUUUCGCUUCGCUGUUUCAGGCUCGAGUAGGAGCGGGUGGUUUUUCAGGAGGGAAACUUUACAAGGUUUAACAGGACUCGAACACGAUUAAUUCAUUUCGCUUAAUUACCAGACCAAGUGCGGCCGUACUGAGAGGAGUCCACACAUCAUGUCAGGCAUUGCAUUGAGCCGACUCGCUCAGGAGCGCAAGGCAUGGCGGAAGGACCAUCCUUUUGGAUUUGUAGCUGUACCGACAAAAAACCCAGACGGCACCAUGUAUCUCAUGAAUUGGGAAUGUGCUAUUCCCGGCAAGAAAGGGACCCCGUGGGAAGGAGGGCUGUUCAAACUGCGUAUGUUGUUCAAGGACGACUAUCCCUCCUCACCUCCAAAGUGUAAAUUUGAGCCUCCGCUCUUCCAUCCAAAUGUGUAUCCAUCAGGCACAGUAUGCCUAUCUAUUCUAGAGGAAGACAAGGACUGGAGACCGGCCAUCACAAUAAAGCAGAUCUUAUUAGGUAUCCAGGAACUUCUAAAUGAGCCAAAUAUCCAGGAUCCAGCCCAAGCAGAGGCGUACACAAUCUACUGCCAAAACAGAGUAGAAUAUGAAAAAAGAGUUCGAGCACAAGCCAAAAAAUUCUCCCCCUUGUAAUGGGCGAAGACUCGGCAGAAGGAAUGGGUUUAACAAGAAGCACCUCCCCGCUCGGUCUCUCAAUGAAUGUGCUCCUCUUACAUCGGGACUUGCUUAAAGACUUCUAUUUAAACUCCACACAUUCUAUGCCAUCCGUUCUCCUCAUCUAUCCAUUUUUUGUUAAUUGCCGGUUGGCACAUAAUGCCAGGAGAGGAAGGGUGCUUCAGCACCCUGCUCAUUUCUUUUUAAACAUAGUUGUCUUAUGUGGUUCAAGGGACACAGCUUCAGUUUCAUCAACUCCAUGCAAGCGGGCUGUCAUCCAUGUUCAUGGAAGGAAAUAUCCUUGUUUUUAUUUUUGUUUCACAGGGUCUCUUCCUUUUUUUUUUUUUUUUUUUUUUUGCUUCCCUCUUUAUUUUCCAUAAAUUUAAUGUAAAAUUAGCUUAUUUCAUUGUCAGUAUUUGAACUGCUGUAUAAUGAAUGGCACUUUUAUACUGUUGUAUUUCACUAGUGUCUCCUAGAUGGUUCUGUCUCCUUUCUUUUUCUUUUUUUCCCCCCCAGGUUUUCUAUUCAGCAUGCUGUAAUAUAAGAUAGAAUCUGCUGCCUUGGCUGUCUUUUUGUUAUUCAAAGUGUUUGCUAUGGAAUAAAUAAAAAUGGCCACAGUGACUGAGGCAGGUAGGCUUACUUCUGUAUCAGACUUUAAAGUUAUAUGGUGCUUUGUUCAUGUAUGUGUCAGCUUAAUAAAACUUUCUACAAAA